AUGCUUGAGAAUGAAAUAAAUUGGAAAAAUAAUCACUCUUUUCAACAAUUAAACUUUGGAGAGCAAUCGAUAAAAAAGAUGGGCGAUUGGGAUGAUGAAGAUUUCGAGGUCAACGUGGAAGCAUUGGAUGAACGACGAAUCGACGUUUUUUCAGAAAAUGAAGAAGAAAUAAGUGAGAAAUUAAAAAAACUAGAAACAAGUAAACCACAAGUAAAAGAAAAGGAAAAGGCUGUCAAAGGCUUUUCAGAAGUUGUCAGCCGUGAUUUGACUGAGCGUGAGCAAAUAGAAAUCCAGAGACAAUCGGAUUUCAGAUUAGCAAAGGAUUUAUUUGAUUCAAAACAAAUGAAAAGUAAAGAUGAAGAUGAUAAUCUUCUGUAUUCUGAGAUCGAUACAUUGGAAGAAUUCAGGAAUUUCGGAGAAAACUUAGGGAAAUUACUUAUCAUUCGAUCAAAAGCAACCAAUUACCAUGAAAUGCUUAUUUCACUUCUUAAAGUUAUCGUUCGUAAUAGUAUGUGUUUGCAACUUUGCAGCUUCGUGGAUGCUAGUAAAGUAAGGCAGUUAAGUAAUUUCCUUAAAACAAUGGCAGAUGAACAAACAGCAGCUGAGAAGGCGAACAAAGGAAAAAAUGCUUCGGCAAGCAAGCCUUCCAUUAAAGUAGCACAAAAAUCAACCGGCAAGUCAAACAAAAAAGAUUUAUAUGAUGAUUAUAUUGCCGACGAAUAUGAUGAUAUUGCAGACGAUUUUAUAAAUUUAUAUCAAAAGUAUUUCAAGGAUAUAGCACAGCUAAAAUUAGGAUUAAUUGAAUUAUUACGACGAUAUGAAUCGAGAUUUUACGUAAAAUUUAUGUACAUGAAGAAAAGCACUUCCGAAGGCAAAUCAGUUUUUAAGCUUGCUAUAGCUCUCUUUCAUAAUCUGUUCCCUAGCAAACCUACGAAUCCUGUUUCUUUACCUUAA
Messenger RNA from Dracunculus medinensis (Guinea worm), 954 nucleotides. Lineage: Eukaryota; Metazoa; Nematoda; Chromadorea; Rhabditida; Dracunculidae. The record is from the annotation of a GenBank genome assembly.